AUGAACUUUAAUCUUUGUGCAGCAUUUAAAAAGUGCUCUGAACCUUCUAAUAAAAGGAGAAUGUAAAAAAAGACUUUUGAUGCUACUGCUAUGAUGAUUGGGGAAUCCAAAGUUGGCAAAAGCUCUAUCCUAGAUGCUAUCAAUAAUUAAAAUUUUAAUCCAAGCUAUAGAAGAAGUCAAAAUUACGAUUACUAAAACUUCAAGUUGGAUGACGAAGGUACUAAGACAGUAUAUAAUUUCAAGGUUUGGGAGGUUAAUUGUGUCUUCCAUCUGAUCAACUUAAAAUCAGCUAAAAUCUUAUUUUAUGUUUUUGCUUUCGAUGACUUAGAGAGCUUCAACUCAAUUUGCAAGUAUAGAUAAAUGCAAACAUUUUCUAGUCCUCUUGAGCAAACAUUUAUAUAGAAACCGAUUGAAUUUAUGGUUGGGAACAAAUCAGACAUAUAAGAUAAAGCCGUAGAUUCAAAAGUAGCCUAGGAAUACUCAUUGAAACAUGAUAUGAUAUACAUAGAAACAUCAUGUUUAAAUAUGGAGAGCAUCAAAAACUUAAUAGGCGAAACGAUUUAAAACUUAAAUAAUAUGACAUAAAUCUAGCAUAGCAGCAACUCUUAAAACAAAACAAAGAUUACAAGUAAAUUAUAACAAGACUGA
Molecule: messenger RNA, 648 nt
Organism: Tetrahymena thermophila SB210
Lineage: Eukaryota; Ciliophora; Oligohymenophorea; Hymenostomatida; Tetrahymenidae
Product: Ras family small GTPase
Exons: 1
Molecular function (GO): GTP binding; GTPase activity
Source: RefSeq, a predicted model, not a curated record